This is a messenger RNA of Salpingoeca rosetta, 1097 nucleotides long. RefSeq lists its product as uncharacterized. The transcript has 6 exons. Lineage: Eukaryota; Choanoflagellata; Craspedida; Salpingoecidae. The coding region runs from base 200 to 820 and encodes 206 amino acids. Gene Ontology annotation, cellular component: small-subunit processome; nucleolus. The record is from RefSeq and is a predicted model, not a curated record.
GUGGCCCACGUCAAUUUCGACCUUGACAAGCCACCAAAGCCUGAAUUCAGCGUCACAAACACACGUGUGUGGGAAGAAGCAAAGGGAAAGAAGCACAAGCAGCAAAGACAAGCGACAGCAGCAGCACAAGCAUCCAGCACACCACAUCCACCAGCAUCAAGCACACGCACCACGCACCACACCGAGCACACCAACAGCCAUGGGGAAGAUGAAGAGGACAAAGCGCUUUGCGCUUGUGAAACGCAUGAUCUCUGCCAAGGAGAAACAGAAGCAGCUGGAGCAAGAAGGCUUGAAGAAGAAGAAGAAGGCUGGCGGCAAGAAGAGUGCGGGAACACAUGGACAGCAAGUAGCACAGGCCUUGAUGGGCCGCGUCAGCAGACAUGAACAGGCAUCCAGCGCCCUCUACUUUCACUACAACACACAGCUUGGCCCUCCAUACCACAUCCUCAUCGAUACCAACUUUAUCAACUUUGCGUUGCAGAACAAGCUGGACAUCUUGCAAGCCAGCAUGGACUGUCUCUUCGCAAAGUGCAUCCCUUGCAUCACAGACUGCGUCAUGGCAGAGUUGGAAAAGCUUGGACGGAAAUACCGCAUCGCCCUCAAGGUUGCCAAGGAUCCUCGCUUCAAGCGGCUGCCGUGCAUGCACAAGGGCACAUACGCCGAUGACUGCCUCGUCAACCGCGUCUCACAGCACAAGUGCUACAUUGUAGCGACGUGCGAUCGCGACUUGAAGCGCCGGAUCCGCAAGAUCCCGGGCGUCCCCAUCAUGUUCAUCGCACAGCGCAAGUUCACCAUUGAGCGCCUGCCAGAUGCGCACUAACACCCAAGAUAAUUGACCCGUCGCAAUGACUGUCCACACCGUCGUACCCAUGUUUGCCUGUUCCUCUGCUUCCCUAAUUCCCUUUUCUCGUCCUCGACUGCUGCUGCCGUCGUCUCCAACUUGUUGCCUUCUCCCCUCCGCUUGUUGCUUGCUUGUUUGAUUUGUCUGUCAUCAUGACUGAUUGCCUUGCUUGCUAGCUUGUUACAUACACCGCAACAGCGGUCUGCCGUGCAAAGUCUGGGCGAGUGCCAUCGUGUGUGUGUGUGUGUGUGUGUGU